GAUAAUAAACAUUGAAAAGUCUAUACUCUCUAUAGUCUAUAUGUUCCUCAUCGAUCCCUACUACAAAGUUUCAUUUUCCUCAAAGUUGAGUACUAUUGCUAAGGUGCUUCAACCCAGGAAUAUGGAUCCAAAGUUUUUUGAAGCAAUAAGGAAAAAUGACAUAACCACAUUUUCAAGCUUAGUUAAAGGGAAUGAAGAAAUACUUAAUCAGAAAACGGAAGAUUCAUUCAGCACUCCAUUACACCUUGCUUCCAAGUAUGGUUGCACUGAAAUGGUGUCUGAGAUUCUCAGGUUGUGCCCUGACAUGGUUUUUGCUGAGAAUAAACAACUCAAGACUCCAAUUCAUGAGGCUUGCCAACAAGAGAAUGUCAAGGUCUUAAUGUUGCUGUUGGAGGCCAAUCCAACAGCUGCUUGUAAGCUGAACUCAUCUUGUAAAAGUGCUUUUUUGGUGGCUUGCAGCCAUGGUCAUCUAGACAUGGUGAAUCUCCUGCUGAAUCUAUCUGAGAUGGUGGGGCUAGAAGUAGCAGGCUUUGAUGAAACUUGUAUCCAUAUUGCUAUAUCAAGAGGGCACACAGAUGUUGUGAGAGAGUUGUUGAAUAAGUGGCCAGGGCUUAAUCAAGUGAUUGACGACAAUGGAAAUUCACUAUUGCAUCAUGCUUGUAAUAAAGGGCACAAGGAGAUUGCAUGGAUCCUACUAAGACGUGAUCCAAAUCUUGCUUUACAAUACAACAACAAUGGUUACACACCACUGCACCUGGCAGUGAUGAAUGGGAAAGUCUCAAUCCUUGAGGACUUUGUGUCAAGCUGUGCUGCAUCAUUUCACUAUCUCACAAGAGAAGAAGAGACAAUAUUUCACUUAGCUGUGAGGUACGGAUGCUAUGAUGCAUUUGUAUUCUUGGUGCAAGUUUCCAAUGGUACCAAUCUAUUGCAUUGUCAAGAUAGAUUUGGCAAUAGUGCUCUACACCUUGCAGUUAUAGGUGGCCGCCAUAAGAUAGCAGAGUUCUUGAUCAUCAAGACAAAGCUAGAUAUUAAUACUCGGAACAGUGAAGGGAUCGCAGCACUUGACAUCCUUGACCAGGCUAUGGACAGUGCAGAAAAUAGGCAAUUACAAGCCACUUUUAUCCGAGCUGGAGGUAAAAGAAGCUUCAACCAAUCUUCAUCUUUUUCACUGGAAAUAGAAAAGUCCAAUUCGCAUUCACCAGCAGCGUCUAGGCUUUCUUUGUCAAGGAGGUUUAUGGCUAACGAAGUGGAAGUGCUGAAUGACAUGGUUUCUUAUGAUUGUACAAGCCCUCCUAAAGUUAGCAAAAGCACAGACCCUAGAUCACCUCAGCCUCAAGUAAGUGAGACAUUAGAGAAUGGAGCCUAUACACCAUAUUACUUCUCCCCAACAAUUUUAGGGAAACACAAGCAUCACAGCAAAAGAAAAGUGGAAAAUCUAAAUCAACAUUACUAUACUCAGAGGAAUAAGUACCAUCAUGAAAUGCACAAAGAGGCAUUACUGAAUGCUAGGAACACAGUUGUAUUAGUUGCUGUUUUGAUUGCAACUGUCACUUUUGCCGCCGGUAUUAGUCCCCCUGGUGGUGUGUACCAAGACGGACCGAUGAAAGGGAAGUCAAUGGUGGGUAAAACAACAGCUUUCAAGGUCUUUGCAAUAAGCAACAACGUAGCACUUUUCACCUCUUUGUCUGUAGUUAUUGUUCUUGUUAGUAUCAUUCCCUUUAGGAGAAAACCACAGACAAUACUACUAAUGAUGGCUCACAAGGUCAUGUGGGUAGCUGUGGCAUUUAUGGCAACCAGCUACGUUGCUGCCACAUGGGUGAUCUUGCCACAUAGUCAAGAGAUGCAAUGGCUUUCUGUUGUGCUGAUAGCAUUAGGUGGUGGCUCUUUGGGAACAAUAUUCAUUGGUCUUAGUGUGAUGCUGGUUGAGCACUGGCUGAGGAAAUCCAAGUGGAGAAAGACAGGGAAGGAAGGCCUUGAUGGAGAUGCAAACUCAGAAAAGGAAAGUAAAAAUUCAGAUUUUGAGAGCUCUUAUUUGCAGGGUUAUCAUUCAUACUGAUUAAUUUGGCUCCCUAAGUGAAAAUAUUAUGUUAUGUGUAAGGAGAAUGUACAUUAAUACCACUUCUACAAGAAUGAUAUAAAAGUAUGAGUAUUGUUUGGUACAA
Messenger RNA from Lotus japonicus, 2162 nucleotides. Its product is annotated as ankyrin repeat-containing protein At5g02620-like. The transcript has 3 exons. Gene Ontology annotation, molecular function: protein phosphatase regulator activity; protein phosphatase 1 binding. The record is from RefSeq and is a predicted model, not a curated record. Gene Ontology annotation, cellular component: plasma membrane. Lineage: Eukaryota; Viridiplantae; Streptophyta; Magnoliopsida; Fabales; Fabaceae. The coding region runs from base 41 to 2056 and encodes 671 amino acids.